Molecule: messenger RNA, 971 nt
Organism: Oryzias melastigma (Indian medaka)
Lineage: Eukaryota; Metazoa; Chordata; Actinopteri; Beloniformes; Adrianichthyidae
Gene: asgrl1
Product: asialoglycoprotein receptor-like 1
Exons: 7
Coding region: 130-834 (234 amino acids)
Source: RefSeq, a predicted model, not a curated record
UCAGCUGCUGCACUUGAAAUUUGUCUUUGGGCUGAAAACUGAUUGGGAGGAAAAUGUUAUGUCUUUAAUAUAGGGCACUAACUGAUAAAAAAAUAGAUAUAUGAAUACAUAUAACAUUUCUGCAACAACAUGGAACAUCAGUAUCAGCCUUUUGGACCCCUUGAUGAAAGCUCUGUAUUCAGACGGAACAGUGAAGCUCCACAAACAGGUUUGAAGAGGAUAGUGAUUUACAUUCUCUACAGCAUCCUGGUGCUGCUGCUGUUGAUCCAGCUGAUGGUAACAGGGAUUAAAUUCACACAGUUAAACAAGGAAAUAACCAACAUUAAAGUUCAUCUGAAGAGCAUCAAGAAUGAAAGAAUGUCAUCUAGUUCAGGUGCUACACAAGUCAAAGAUGUUCUUUUGAAGGAAAUUGUCCAGAUAAGAGGCUCCUGCAGGGAAGGCUGGGCGAGUUUCCAGGGGAGCUGCUACUGGCUGUCCAGCACCACCGCUACCUGGAAGAAAGCAGAGGAGACAUGCCGCUCUCAUGGCGCACACUUGCUGGUUGUAAACAGUGCAGAGGAGCUGGAUUUUAUUUCCCAAAUAGUUGUAGUGAUUUUCCACUACUGGAUAGGACUAGUGGAGCCCCAUCAGGAGGGCGAGUGGACCUGGGUGGACGGAACCGACUUCAGUUCAACCCCAACCUUCUGGGCUGAAGGUCAGCCGGACAACUGGGACUUCAGGGAGAACGGCGAGGACUGUGGGCAGCUGCACGCGUCUGUGAAGAGAAUUCGCAAGUUGUGGAACGAUGCAGACUGUAACCUGUCGUACAGGUUCAUAUGUGAGAGCAAAGCAUAACAGGCGGCUCUGAUCUGAAGAAGACAGAAGAUAGGUCAAGUUCUCAGUAGGAGUCACAUGCAGAGAUGAUGCUCAGUUUUUUUUUAACAUGGAGUGAAGCUGAAGUCUGUUGAAAUAAACAUGCGUGUUCUUCUUUA